UGUCACGAUAGUUGAGGUGGAUGGGUAGUCGCGUGGAUGACUUGCUAGUCAAAUAGAAGUCUAGAUCUGUUCUCCUCCAGUAUAGAAAGGGACACUUUUCUUCAUCAGUCUCUUCACUUUUCCUCUCUUUUUCAAUUUUGAUCAGUUGUCGAAGGCAGUUUAGUUACUAAACAGACUUUGCGGGGUAUCACGCUGCGUUCCGAAGACAUUCCGAAUCAGAAUCACAGGACACAUCACCGCCAUGGUUACAAUUACAGGUGUUGAGACGAAGGACGUGCGGUUUCCGACAUCCCUCGACAAGACUGGCUCCGAUGCUAUGAAUGCCGCUGGAGAUUACUCUUCAGCUUACUGCAUCUUGCACACCGACUCAGAGUUCAAAGGUCAUGGCAUGACUUUCACAAUCGGCCGUGGAAAUGAGAUUGUAUGCACCGCCAUCACCCACCUAGCAGACCGCAUCAAAGGCCACACUCUCGACUCCCUCGUCGCCAACUGGGGCAAGACAUGGCGCCAUCUGGUCAAUGACUCCCAACUUCGCUGGAUCGGCCCCGAAAAAGGCGUCAUCCACCUCGCCCUCGGCGCCGUCGUAAACGCCAUCUGGGAUCUCUGGGCUAAAUCUCUCGGGAAGCCCGUCUGGCGCAUAGUCGCAGAUAUGACGCCGCAGCAAAUCGUCGACCUAAUCGACUUCCGCUACAUAACCGACGCCCUAACCCCAGCUGAAGCUCUCGAAAUCCUCACAAAAGCUGAAGCAGGCAAGAAAGAACGCCUCCAGGAAGCCCUCGACAGCCGCGCCGUACCCGCCUACACCACGUCUGCGGGCUGGCUGGGCUACGGCGAGGACAAGAUGCGGAGUCUGCUCCAGGACACGCUGUCGAAGGGGUACAGGCAUUUUAAGCUCAAGGUGGGAAGUGAUAUUGCGCAGGAUAAACAGCGUCUGAGCAUCGCGCGCGAGAUUAUCGGGUUUGACCGCGGAAACGUGCUCAUGGUUGAUGCGAAUCAGGUGUGGAGUGUGCCCGAGGCGAUUGAGUAUAUGAAGGAGAUGAAGGAGUUUAAGCCGUGGUUUAUUGAGGAGCCGACGAGUCCUGAUGAUGUCCUCGGCCACAAAGCCAUCCGCGAAGCCCUCAAACCCUACAACAUCGGCGUCGCCACCGGUGAGAUGUGCCAAAACCGCGUCAUGUUCAAGCAGUUCCUCGCCUCGGGCGCAAUCGACAUUUGCCAAAUCGACGCGUGCCGUCUCGGUGGCGUAAACGAGGUCAUCGCCGUGCUCCUCAUGGCUGCCAAGUUCAACAUCCCCAUUGUACCGCACUCUGGUGGCGUGGGUCUGCCAGAGUACACACAGCACCUUUCUACGAUUGAUUAUGUGGUGGUGAGCGGCAAGAAGAGUGUGCUUGAGUAUGUGGAUCAUUUGCACGAGCACUUUUUCCACCCGAGUAGGAUUGAGAAUGGGUACUAUGUUACGCCUAUGGAUCCCGGGUAUUCGGUUGAGAUGAAGCCUGAAAGUAUGGAGAAGUUUAGUUUCCCUGGUGGUAAGGAUGGGUGGUGGCAGUCUGAGGAGGCGAGGCCGAUUUUGGAGGGUGUGAAGAUUUAAAUUGGUGUUGGGAGUUGAAAAGUAGAAAUAUGAUUCAUGUUUUUUUUUGCAGUGCUUAUUUUGAGACAUGUAUGGUGUGGUUUGAUGUAGUUGUGGUUUCAAUGAGUUCUGUCUUUGGGAACGUGGGGUAAAUCGUGUCAGAAGACGCUAAGUGGGUAUAUUUCUUGUAUGUCAUAUUUUACCGUCUAAUAGGUCGAGUGAUAUGAGGAAUGCAAGUAACUUCGUUUGUGUUCAGCUAUGGACACAUGUGGGCCAACUUC
Messenger RNA from Bipolaris sorokiniana ND90Pr, 1845 nucleotides. RefSeq lists its product as uncharacterized. The transcript has 4 exons. Gene Ontology annotation, molecular function: magnesium ion binding; L-fuconate dehydratase activity. The coding region runs from base 242 to 1585 and encodes 447 amino acids. The record is from RefSeq and is a predicted model, not a curated record. Gene Ontology annotation, biological process: amino acid catabolic process; carbohydrate catabolic process. NCBI's taxonomy places the organism in Eukaryota, Fungi, Ascomycota, Dothideomycetes, Pleosporales, Pleosporaceae.